Messenger RNA from Westerdykella ornata, 3471 nucleotides. RefSeq names its product ARM repeat-containing protein. NCBI's taxonomy places the organism in Eukaryota, Fungi, Ascomycota, Dothideomycetes, Pleosporales, Sporormiaceae. Gene Ontology annotation, cellular component: nucleus; cytoplasm. Gene Ontology annotation, biological process: protein import into nucleus. The record is from RefSeq and is a predicted model, not a curated record. Bases 192 to 3422 code for a protein of 1076 amino acids. The transcript is spliced from 4 exons. Gene Ontology annotation, molecular function: nuclear import signal receptor activity; small GTPase binding.
CUUGCUCUCGCCGAGGUUUUGCCGCCCGGCUGGACCCCUGCCCCGCAACACCUUUUUUUAUUUUCAAGAAGCCCAAACUUUCCACCGCUCCCCCCUCAAUACACAAAUUAUUCCUGCGUCUUUCGCGGAUUCGCGACUGACUGCACUCGCCACAGGUUGCUUUUGAUUUUCCUGGCAAAGCAACUCCCAUAAUGGACGAGCAGGAGUUUGUGUCGCUGCUCGACAGUCUGCUCCAGCCUGACACCGAGCGUGUCAAGGCCGCGACUGCCACCCUCAACAAGAACUACUAUACAUCUCCGGCCUCGUUGAAUGCUUUGGUUCACAUUUUGUGCAGCCACCCCAAGUGGGAACUCCGUCAGCUGGCUGCAGUCGAGGCCCGAAAAUUGGUCUCAAAGCACUGGGAACAUUUGCCCGCCGAUCAGAAGAACAAUGUGAGGAAUCAGAUUGUUCAGUCCACCCUCAACGAGGACAACAAACUCGCGCGUCAUGCUGCCGCCCGCGUCAUCACCGCCAUUGCAACCGAAGACUUCGAGGAUGGUCAGUGGCCCGAGCUGCCUGGCUAUCUCCACCAGGCCUGCACAAGCUCCGACGUGAGACACCGCGAGGUUGGCACAUACAUCGUCUGGACAACGCUGGAAGUGGUCGGUGAUGCCUUUCCCGGAAAGGUCAGCGACAUGUACAAGCUCUUUGGUGUAACCAUCCAGGACAACGAGAGCGCCGAGGUGCGAUCCAACACCAUGCUUGCCCUGAGCCGUCUUGCCAUGCUGCUCGACCCUGAAGAGGAUCCCAAGUCUCUAGCACAGUUCCAAGACGCAAUCCCGGCGAUGGUCGGCGUCUUGAAGCGCACCGUCGACGAGGGGGACGAGGAGCACGCUAUGCAGGCUUUCGAAGUGUUCCAGACACUCCUCGGAUGCGAAUCCGCGCUGCUCCAGAAGCAUUUCCGCGACCUGGUUCAGUUCAUGAUCGAGCUCGCGGCCACAACCACCGUUGAGGACGACUACAGGUGCCAGGCUCUGGCGUUCCUGAUGCAGUGCGUGCGAUACCGAAAGCUUAAGGUGCAAGGCCUCAAACUAGGAGAGGAGAUGACCCUCAAGGCUCUGCAGAUUGUCACUGAGCUGGGCGAUCUCUCCAGCGACGACGAGGAUGUCACUCCAGCGCGAUCUGCGCUAGGUCUACUUGACAUCCUUGCAACUGAACUUCCUCCGAGCCAGGUUGUUAUUCCCCUGAUGAAGGCUCUUGGCCAAUAUUUCUCUUCUCAGGACCCCGACUACCGUCAAGCUGGCAUCCUUGCUCUUGGGAUGUGUGUCGAGGGCGCGCCCGACUUCAUCGCCACCCAGCUGCACGAGAUCCUGCCACUGGUGCUCCAUCUCCUGGAGGAUCCGGAGCUCAAGGUCAGAGCAGCCGCGCUCAACGGUGUUGCCCGCCUUGCAGAUGAUCUCGCCGAGGAUGUUGGUCGCGAACAUGCCAGACUUAUCCCUGCAAUGAUUAAGAACUUCGAUUUGGCUUUAAACAAUCUGCAAUCAGCACAUGACGAGCGCAACCUGCAGAUCAUUCGUGGCACCUGUCAUGCCAUCGAUUCGUUGAUUGAAGGCCUUGAUCCUGAAGAUGCUGGCAAAUAUGUUCCUGAACUCAUGCCUCGCUUCAGUAAGCUUUUCAACCACGACGAUUUCAAGUGCAAGGGCGCUUCUAUCGGUGCCGUCGGCUCGCUUGCCUCCGCAGCCGAGAAGGCCUUCCUUCCUUAUUUUGAGCAGACCAUGAACGCCCUCUCACAGUACGUUCGUAUCAAGGACAGCCAGGACGACUUGGAUCUUCGUGGCGUGGUGUGCGACUCUAUGGGCAAGUUCGCGACUGCCGUGGGUCCCGAACCAUUCCAACCUUAUGUGCUUCCCUUGAUGGAGGCUUCAGAAGAAGCUCUUCACUUGGAUCACCCACGUCUACGCGAGACAAGCUAUAUCUUGUGGAGCACGAUGGCUAAGGUGUAUGAGGAACAAUUCGCUAAAUACCUGCCUGGCGCUGUAAAGGGUCUGCAGGAAUGCCUUGAUCAGGAGGAGACGAAUGAGGUUGAGCUCGGUGCUGAGGCCAGCGACUUAGUCGGCUCUGAGGUUGUCAUUGAUGGCCGCAAGAUCAAGGUUGCUGCGGCAACCGAUGACGACGAUAGCGACCUCAACGAGGCGGCCAUGGAUGAUGACGACUGGGAUGAUGUUGGCGUUACCGCCGUGGCUAUGGAGAAGGAGAUUGCCGCCGAGGUGUACGGAGACAUCAUCACGCACACUCGUCGCGAAUACCUCCCGUACCUGGAGAGUACUGUAGCCAAGCUUUUGGAACUGGUCGACCACUCGUAUGAGGGUCUCCGCAAGGCUGUUAUCGGUACUUUGUGGCGCACCUACGCCUGCGUCUGGGGUAUGGCCGAGGGUGACGGCAUGGCGAAAUGGAAGCCUGGCCUUCCCCUCCAGGUUGAGCCCUCUGAAGAUCUCAAGAAGCUGGGUAACCUUGUCAUGACUGCAACCAUGGCGGUCUGGCAGGACGAGAUGGAUCGUGGUACGGUGACGGACAUCAACCGUGAUGUCGCUGCGACCCUCAAGCUUUGCGGUCCCGCUGCGUUGAUGACGGAGAAGGGUCCUGUUGUUGCCGAGAUUGCGCAGCAACUAGUCUCCAUUAUCACAAAGCGUCAUCCUUGCCAGCAGGAUUUGGGUGAAGACGCCGAGGAGGAGGUUCUUGAGGAAUCCUCGGAGUAUGAUUGGCUUGUUGUUGAGACGGCUAUGGAGGUCGUCACUUGCCUUGCGGUCGCACUUGGCCCUAGCUUCUCUGAGCUCUGGAAGAUCUUCGAGAAGCCCAUCAUCAAGUAUGCCAGCAGCCAGGAGUCUGCUGAACGUACAGCUGCCGUCGGAACUAUCGCCGAAUGCGUCGGCAACAUGGCCGAGGGCUGCACACCGUAUACCUCUAGUUUGUUGAAGCUGCUCCUCCACCGUCUCUCAGACGAAGACUAUGAGACGAAGUCGAACGCCGUCUACGGAAUCGGCCUCCUUUGCGAGAAGACAACGGAUGAUGCGGAGAUUUUGAAGAAUCUGCCCGCCAUCUUCUCCAAGCUGGAGCCAUUGCUGGACGCACAGGAUCAGGCUCGCCUGCUGGAUAACACAGCUGGGUGCGUGAGCAGAUUGAUCUCCAAGUACCCGGACAAGAUCCCCAUCAGUGAGGUGCUGCCUCGUUUGGUAGACCUGUUGCCGUUGAAGGAGGACUACGAGGAGAACAAGCCCAUUUUCAGCAUGCUUGUCAAGCUCUAUCAAGCCCAAGAGCCUACGGUGCAGCAGUUGACGCCCCGGUUGAUGCCUGUCUUCGAAAAGGUCCUUAGCCCUCCCGAGGAUCAGUUGGAGGAUGAGACGCGGGCUCAGCUCCUCGAGCUUGUCAAAUAUCUGCAAAAGUAAAAGGCGAAUGGAGGGCCGAUGGCCUGUUUUUGGGAUACCCGGUAACUGA